CACAACGCCAAAUUUAACCCCCCAAAUGACUCGUUCACGAAGUCUUCUCCAAGACGAUCGUUUCCUUCUCCCCUCCUCUCCUCUCCUCUCCUCUCUCCGCCAUUCUCCGCCUCCCCCCGGCCGCCUCGAGCGGAGUCCCAUCCCUUAUCUCUAUGGCACGCUCGAGAGAUCGAGGUGCCGCAGCCUCCUGCUUCCUCUUCCUCCUCUUCCUCGUCGUGGGCGCCGCUGGAACGCCGGAACCCUCCCUCCAGGCUCUCUCCAUUCCCGGAGGCCGUUCGCACUUGGUGCUGCCGCUCGUGCUUUCCCGCGCGAACUCCACCCGCCGAUCCGCCGUGGCGAGACGAUUUCUCGGCCGGCAGCUCACGGCCAACGCCCGCAUGAGGCUCUACGACGAUCUCCUCACCAAUGGGUAUUACACUACGAGGCUCUUUAUCGGGACACCGCCUCAGGAAUUUGCAUUGAUCGUGGACUCUGGGAGCACUGUCACAUACGUUCCUUGCUCCACCUGCGAGCAGUGUGGGAAUCAUCAGGACCCAAGAUUUCAACCUGAUUUGUCAAGCACAUAUGAACCUGUAAAAUGCAAUGUUGAUUGUACCUGUGAUAAAGAGCAAAAGCAGUGUGUUUAUGAGAGGCAAUAUGCUGAAAUGAGCUCCAGCAGUGGUGUGCUUGGUGAGGACUUCAUAUCAUUUGGAAAAGAAAGUGAGCUUAAACCUCAGCGUGCUGUUUUUGGCUGUGAAAAUUCUGAAACUGGUGAUUUGUUUAGUCAACAUGCUGAUGGCAUAAUUGGGCUCGGCCGUGGGCAGCUCAGUAUAAUGGACCAGCUCGUCGAAAAGGGUGUUAUUAAUGAUUCAUUUUCUUUAUGCUAUGGGGGGAUGGAUAUUGGUGGAGGUGCUAUGGUUCUUGGUGAGAUAACUCCACCUCCUGACAUGGUUUUUUCCCGAUCAGAUCCUGUUCGCAGCCCAUACUACAAUAUUGAGCUGAAGGAAAUAGACGUGGAUGGUAAGCCGCUGCAGUUAGAUCCAAAGAUAUUUGAUAGCAGACAUGGCACAGUGUUGGAUAGUGGAACCACAUACGCAUAUCUACCAGAAGAAGCAUUUAUAGCAUUUAGAGAUGCUAUCAUGAGUAAGCUAUCUCUUAAGCAAAUUCCUGGACCGGAUCCAAAUUACAAGGAUAUCUGCUUUUCUGGUGCUGGAAGUGAUGUCUCUGAACUCUCAAAGUUCUUCCCAAAGGUCGAGAUGGUAUUUGGCAAUGGAGAAAACCUUUCACUUUCACCAGAGAACUACUUGUUCCGGCACUCGAAGGUUAGUGGUGCUUAUUGCUUGGGAAUAUUUCAGAAUGGAAAAGACUUGACAACACUUUUGGGGGGUAUUAUUGUUCGCAAUACUCUGGUAAGUUAUGACCGUCAGAAUGAAAAGAUUGGAUUUUGGAAGACCAACUGUUCUGUAUUAUGGGAGAGAUUGCAUAUUGGUGGAGUCCCUUCACCUGCACCUUCAGAAAACACACAUGCAACAAUGAAUGACUCACCAGCUCCUUCUCCUAGUGAUCUAUUUGAUCAUUUUGAAAUUGGGCUCAUUACCUUUGAUAUGACUUUGAAUAUUACAUAUGCCAAACUGUUGCCCCACACAGAGGAACUAGCAGAGCUAAUCGCACACGAGCUAGAAGUUGAUAAAAAUCAGGUUCAUUUAAUAAAUAUAACAAGCGAGGGAAAUGGCACCCUGAUGAGAUGGUCAAUCUUUCCAGCUGGAUCUUCUAAUUUCUUUUCUAAUACCACAGUGAUGGAUAUAAUAUCUCGUUUAACUGAGCAUCGAGUUCACCUUCCGGAAGAUUUUGGAAGUUAUCAGUUGGUUGAAUGGAAUGUUGAGCCUCCAUCAAGAAGAACUUGGUGGCAAUGGCAUACGGUUGCACUUCUGGUGGGAGUAUCAAUGGUGAUUUUACUCAGCUUUACGACCCUCACGGUGUGGUACAUUUGGAGACGGAACAAAGGGCCUGGGCAAUACAGGCCAGUGGAUUCACCUCUUCCUGAACAAGAACUUCAACCUUUGUAGAUUAUACAACUCGGCUCAGUUAACUCUUCGCCUAUUCUUAAUAAUAUCAAUAUUGUCAUAAAAGAAGCUCGGGCAAUUCCAUUGAAGCAUGUCACAGGUUGAAUUAGUCUACUCUGCCUAUUAUUAUCUACUACAAGCUUACAAAGGAAGCAAAGUAGAACAAUUGCCCUUGUGAAGGCGUUUUGGAGACUUUUUUUUUUUGUCUUGUCUUGGAAUGGAAGGAAUCAACAGGAACUUGGAAAUAGAUUAUUCUUAAUAUGGCAGGUCAUCACAAGUUUGUACGGUAGUUUGCUUGUUUGUCAUGUAGAUAGUCAAUCAACAAAAGUUACUCGA
This is a messenger RNA of Musa acuminata subsp. malaccensis (wild Malaysian banana), 2378 nucleotides long. Its product is annotated as aspartic proteinase 36. Gene Ontology annotation, molecular function: aspartic-type endopeptidase activity. The record is from RefSeq and is a predicted model, not a curated record. Gene Ontology annotation, biological process: proteolysis. NCBI's taxonomy places the organism in Eukaryota, Viridiplantae, Streptophyta, Magnoliopsida, Zingiberales, Musaceae.